AUACAUCAAAGAUUUUACACAAACCAGUUACUGUACCAGUUUCACCAAAUAUUACAAAAGUUAAAUCAUCAUUUAAAGAUUCAAUUCUUUCCUCAGCAUCUGUAGCAUCGUCGUGUGUAGCAUCAACAAUUAUUGGACCAAAAUUACCACACUCUUUCAAGGCAAGACCAAUGCCAGAUUUUAAUAAUUCAUCAACACUCAAGAGUGCUAUUACUACUACAAAUAAUCAUAGAAAUGUACCAAUGGAACCAUUUAAUCUUGCAACUGAAAAGAGAGGACAAGUUUAUCAAUCAAAAUUCAAAGCAUCUAUUCAGUCAAUGGAAAGAGUUUCAAUUUCUAAAAUAGAUGAUGGUACUUUUACAAGUGUUACUAAACGAGUUUACAAUUCAAUUCAAAACUUACGUUAA
Molecule: messenger RNA, 407 nt
Organism: Naegleria gruberi
Lineage: Eukaryota; Heterolobosea; Eutetramitea; Acrasida; Naegleriidae
Exons: 1
Source: RefSeq, a predicted model, not a curated record